Messenger RNA from Macadamia integrifolia, 1693 nucleotides. Its product is annotated as basic leucine zipper 61-like. The record is from RefSeq and is a predicted model, not a curated record. The transcript has 4 exons. NCBI's taxonomy places the organism in Eukaryota, Viridiplantae, Streptophyta, Magnoliopsida, Proteales, Proteaceae. Gene Ontology annotation, molecular function: DNA-binding transcription factor activity; DNA binding. Gene Ontology annotation, cellular component: nucleus. Bases 422 to 1372 code for a protein of 316 amino acids. Gene Ontology annotation, biological process: positive regulation of DNA-templated transcription.
AACUCCUCCCCAGCUGUAGCUAGCUGUCCCAAAUCCCAAUCUCCCCAUGUGACCAUCCCCUCCAAUACCUCCGGGCCUGAGGAAAAGAGAAAGAACUAAAGAAAUUAAAAAAAUGGAAAAAAAACUUCCAACAUAGAGAGAGAGAGAGAGAGAGUUGGAAGGUAGAAGAUUAACAGAAUCAAUAGAGAUAGAGAUAAAGAACAAACGAGAGGAGAAGAAGCUGAAGAAUAAGAGAAGACUUGUUGCUGCUCCUAACAUUCUCUCUCUCUUAUCUCUCUCUUCUUAGUUCUAACUUCCCAUGCUAACUUGGGAAUAGCAAGAUUUGAAGGGUUUGUUUGUUUGUUUUUUGGUUGGUUGUUUAAGUUCAGUAGUUUUCUCAUUUUUUUCUCUCUUUAAAUUGUGCCAUUGUUGGAUACAUAAGAUGGCUCAGUUACCUCCCAAAAUCCCAAACCUGACACCCAAUUGGCCAAAUUUUUCCCACCUAAGGAUACAUUCCAUGGGUAGCUUAAUGCCCACCAUCACCACCACCCAACAGCCACCACCACAGCCUUCACAACAACCAUCAUGGGUGGAGGAAUUCCUCGAUUUCUCGUCGGCAAAACGCGGCUCUCACCGGAGGUCAGCCAGUGACUCAAUUGCCUUCCUAGAAGCUCCUGUGAUUGAAGAAUGCAGGAACUCUUCAGCCUCAUUAAGGCCCAACAACAACAACAAUGAUCAAUUUGAUGGAUUGGAUGAUGAGCAACUCAUGUCUAUGUUCUCUGACGACAUCUCAACAUCACCCAAUCUACCUCCCACUACGGUAUCAUCUUCCAAUCCUUCUACACCGUCUGAUCACAACAGCAUUAAUGAAGACAAAAAGCCCACACCAUCUGAUCAGCACCUAAAGAAUGAAUCAGCUGAAGUCCAGAGCUCAUGUAAUGCUGAUGAUCCUCCUCAUCCCACGUCUGCUAAUGGGGAUACCAUCGUUGAUCCUAGACGUGUCAAGAGGAUUCUCGCCAACCGGCAAUCUGCACAAAGGUCACGAGUGCGAAAGCUACAAUACAUUUCAGAGCUGGAACGUAGCGUUACAUCAUUACAAACGGAAGUAUCGACAUUGUCACCAAGAGUUGCAUUUCUUGAUCAUCAACGAUUGGUUCUUAACGUGGAUAAUGGCACUCUUAAACAAAGAAUCGCUGCUCUUGCUCAAGAUAAGAUAUUCAAAGAUGCUCACCAAGACGCAUUGAGGAAGGAGAUAGAGAGAUUAAGGCAAGUGUACCACCAGCAAAACCUUAAGAAGGUGGGCAACAACAACACAUUAAUUAUCAGUACUUCUACUGCGCCAACCUCUGAUACCCACCCAGCUGGUACCGACAAUGAACACCCAAUGAAUUGAGGGUCUACGUACGUAGUUCAGAGUCUAAAGAGGCUAUGGUGCAUUCUGCUAACCUGCGCAUACACGUGAUGUUUUCCCCUCCUAUGAGGAAUGUUAGUAGAAAAAAAACCACAAAAAUAUGUCCUUCAAUCUUUAAAAGCACAUGGACUAAUCUUAUUUCAUUGAGGGGUCUGUUGUAGCCGGUGAAUGGAUUGUAGGGGGUGCGGUUUUGGGGAUGAGGUUGGUGAUUUUUUUUUUUUUUUUUUUUAUUAUUAUGACUAAAUUCUUUUUCCCAUUUUCUUUGUAGGUUUGAUUUUUGUGCUCUGUUGUGCAUAUUCUUGA